ACGAGAAUUUUUUUUUCUCCCCAAGCGAAGCGUGAACAGUUGUUAAGUGGAAAAUGGAGGCUGAAUUUUACGUGGCGAUUCUUACCUGCUUGAUCUUCACAAGUUUGGAAGGGUUUCAGAUUGUUCAUGUCCAGAAACAGCAGUGCCUUUUCAUAAAUCAGAAAGUGAUCGUGGGUUCAUGCAAUGGGACCAACCAGAACCAGCAGUGGCUGUGGACUCGGGAUGGAAAGCUCCAGCAUGUUAAAUCUGCUCAGUGCCUGGGUACCUCCAAAUCCUCUGGUGGUCCUUUCCAACCAGCUAUCUUCACACACUGCUCCCAGGCACCCCGAUGGACCUGCCAUGAGCAAGGGUUCCUUGAGAUGGAAAAUACAUCUUGCUUUCUUAAGAAACAAGGCUCUAAGGCAGUGAUCAAGAAGGGCAAGAAAUACCUCCAUAGCUGGAUGAAAAUAGAUGCCAAUGAGAAGGGAGAACUGGUCAGUGAAAGCCUCUGCUUAAAAAAAGCUCGCCCGGGAACAGAAGUUUCAGUGCGAAGCACUAGAAACACAACUCCUCCUCAGAUCCCCACCACAUUUAACACAGUUGCGUAUAGCCGAGAAAACCUUAUUAGGAACACCACAGAGACCUUCAUCUGGAAUGCUACAGCAAGCAGCACACAGAACAGCAGCCAGAGGAAUCACUCUAAUCUGCACAUGACUGAAAUUGCAGACACAUCAUGGGUUCCACUGACCACUCAGCCCUUCUCCAGCACCACUCAAGAGACUGGCCUGGCGGAGUCAGUGAGAUGUAACUUCACCCUGACGGAGCACAGAGUCUCCAGCCUGUGGACGUCCAUCCAGUGGAGAGCUUCAGGGUCACCCUGUAACUUUAGCGUCAUCUACAGCAGUGACACCUCCAAGUCCCUGUGGUGCAGCAUCAUUCAGAUAGACAACACCACCUAUGGAUGUAAUGCUAAAGAUUUACAGGCUGGAACCACCUAUCACUUCAGGAUUGUUUCUUUGGAUGGAGAAGAGAGCAGUGUGGUCUUGCAAACAGAUCCUUUACCUCCUGCUAGAUUUGAGGUCAAGAAAGAAACGAUUACUUCAAACAGCUUGCAAGUUAGGUGGACUCAUUCUCCUGGAAAAGUCACCUGGUAUGAGGUGCAGAUAUUUGAUGAUAAUAGCAAAAAGAUACAAAGGGUCCAACGUCAAGAAAGUACUUCAUGGAAUGAAUGCACUUUUUUAAACCUCACUGCUGGCCAUACGUAUAAUAUUGCCAUCACAGCUGUUUCUGGAAAUAAAAGUUCCUCUACAGUUUACACCAAUGCAUCAACAGCACCUUCUCCAGUAAAAGAUAUUGACAUUUCCACCAAAACUAAUUCUCUUCUGAUUUCCUGGUCCCGUGGUUCUGGGAAUGUGGAACAAUACAGGCUGAUGUUAACAGAUAAAAAUAUCGUAGUUCAUGACAAUAUUGUGGACAAACAUGAUACUUCUUAUACUUUCCGCGGGCUGAUCCCUGGCCACCUCUACAACUUCACUAUCGUGACCAUCGCUGCAGGACUACAAAAUUACAGAUGGAAAUUAGUCAGAACAGCCCCCAUGGAAGUCUCAAAUCUGAAAGUCACAAAUGAUGGCAGUUUGACCUCUCUAAAAGUCAAAUGGCAAAAACCUCCUGGAAAUAUAGAUAACUACAACAUUACCCUGUCUCAUCAAGGAAUCAUCAAAGAAUCCAGAGUAUUAGCACCUCAGGUUACUGAAACUCACUUUAAAGACUUAGUCUCUGGACGACUUUAUCAAGUAGUUAUCAACUGUAUCUCUGGUGAACUAUCAGCUCAGAAGACUGCAGUAGGCAGAACAGUUCCAGACAAAGUCAGGAAGCUUGAGGCAAAAAACAAUGGUGGGAUGAACUCCCUCGUAGUGAGCUGGUCUCCCCCUGCUGGAGACUGGGAGCAGUAUCGCAUCGUGCUCCUCAAUGGUUCUUCACCACUGCUCAACACCACUGUGGGAAAGGAGAAAACGCGUUACCUCGUGGAAGAUGUGGGGUUCAUACCGGGAAGACAGUAUGAAAUAGAAGUCACUGUUGAGAGUGGAAAUCUGAAGAAUGCUGAGCGUUGCCAAGGAAGAACAGUUCCCCUGGCUGUCCUCCACCUUCGGGUCAAACACGCCAAUGAAAGCUCACUGGGCAUCAUGUGGCAGACGCCUGUGGCACAGUGGGAGAAGUACAUCAUUUCUCUCGCUGACAGGGCUCUCUUACUCAUUCACAAGUCCCUCCCCAAAGACGCCAAGGAAUUCACUUUCACUGACCUGAUACCUGGACGAAAAUACACAGCUACAGUCACCAGCAUCAGUGGAGACCUGAAAAAUUCCUCUUCAGUAAAUGGAAGAACAGUGCCUGCUCAAGUGACCGAUUUGCAUGUGACCAGCCAAGGGAUGACCAGUAGCCUGUUUGCCAACUGGACAAAGGCACAGGGAGACAUAGAAUUCUACCAAGUCUUAUUGAUCCAUGAAAAUGUGGUCAUCAAAAAUGAAAGCGUCUCCAGUGAGACUAAUAGAUACAGCUUCCAUGCCCUGAAAUCGGGCAGCCUCUACUCCGUGGUGGUGACAACAGUGAGUGGAGGGAUCUCUUCCCGCCAAGUGGUAGUGGAGGGAAGAACAGUCCCUUCUAGUGUCAGUGGAGUGAUGGUGAACAAUUUAGGCCGAAAUGACUACCUCAGCGUUUCCUGGCUGCCGGCACCUGGUGAUGUGGAUAACUAUGUGGUGACACUCUCUCACGAUGACAAGGUGGUUCAGUCCCUUGUGAUUGCCAAAUCUGUCAGUGAAUGUUCCUUUAGCUCCCUCACCCCAGGCCGCCUUUACAACGUGACCAUAACGACCAAGAGUGGCAAGUAUGAAAAUCAUUCCUUCGGCCAAGAGCGAACAGUUCCUAACAAAGUCCAGGGAGUCAGUGUCAGCAACUCAGCCAGGAGUGACUACUUGAAGGUGUCCUGGGUGCAUGCCACAGGUGACUUCGAUCACUAUGAAGUCACCAUUAAAAACAAAAACAACUUCAUUCAAACCAAAAGCAUUCCAAAGUUAGAGACCGAGUGUGUAUUCGUUCAGCUUGUCCCUGGACGUCUGUACAGCAUCACUGUUAGUACAAAAAGUGGACAAUAUGAAGCCAGUGAACAAGGAAAUGGGAGGACAAUCCCCGAGCCUGUGAAGAAUCUAACACUGAAAAAUAGGAGCACUGAGGACCUGCAUGUGACUUGGUCACCAGCUGAUGGGGACGUGGACCAGUAUGAGAUCCAGCUGCUCUUCAAUGACAUGAAAGUAUUUCCUUCUUUUCACCUUGUAAAUACCGCAACCGAGUUUCAGUUCACCUCCCUAACACCAGGGCGCCAGUACAAAAUUCUGGUGUUGACCAUCAGUGGAGAUGUGCAGCAGUCAGCCUUCACUGAAGGCUUAACGGUGCCUAGCGCUGUCAAAAAUGUUCAUAUUACUCCCAAGGGAGCAACAGACAGCCUGAUGGUCACCUGGACCCCUGGCAGUGGGGACGUUGACUCCUACGUGGUGUCCGCAUUCAGGCAGAAUCAGAAGAUUGACUUUCAGACCAUCCCCAAGCAUGUCUCGGAGCACAUGUUUCACAGACUGGAGGCUGGGGAGCAGUACCGGAUUGUGAUUGCCUCAGUUAGCGGGUCCCUGCAGAACCAAAUAGAUGGUUUUGGGAGGACAGUUCCAGCAUGUGUCCAGGGAAUAAGCGCAGACAAUGCAUAUAGCAGUCAUUCCUUAGUAGUAAGUUGGCAAAAAGCCGUUGGUGUGGCAGAAAGAUAUGAUAUCCUGCUUCUGAAUGAAAAUGGGGUCCUUCUGAGCAACACCUCAGAGCCAGCCACCGCUAAGCAGCACAAAUUUGAAGAUCUAACACCAGGCAAGAAAUACAAGAUACAAAUCCUAACUGUCAGUGGAAGUCUCUUCAGCAAGGAAGCCCAAGCUGAAGGCCGAACAGUCCCAGCAGCUGUCACCAACCUGAGAAUCACAGAAAACUCCACUAGACAUCUGUCCUUCAGCUGGACUGCCUCAGAGGGCGAACUCAACUGGUACAACAUCUUUCUGUACAACCCAGAUCUAACUCUUCAGGAACGAGCACAAGUUGAUCCACUAGUCCAGAGCUUCUCUUUCCAAAACUUGCUACAAGGUCGAAUGUACAAGAUGGUGAUUGUAACUCACAGUGGGGAGCUGUCUAAUGAGUCAUUCAUAUUUGGCAGAACAGUCCCAGCCCCUGUGAGCCAUCUCAAGGGAUCUAAUCAGAAUAUGACAGACAGCCUUUGGUUCAGCUGGACGCCAGCCCCUGGGGAUCUCGACUUUUAUGAGCUGAUUCUCUACAAUCCUAAUGGCACUAAGAAGGAAAACUGGAAACACAGAGACCUGACAGAGUGGCGUUUCCAUGGCCUGGUCCCCGGGAGGAAGUACACACUGUGUGUGGUGACUCAUAGUGGAGAUCUCAGCAACAGGAUCACAGGAGAGGGCAGAACAGCCCCAAGUCCUCCUAGUCUUUUGUCAUUUGCUGAUGUUGCAAAUACAUCCUUGGCCAUCACCUGGAAGGGACCCCCAGACUGGACAGACUACAAUGACUUUGAGGUGCAGUGGCUCCCGAGAGAUGCACUCACAAUCUUCAAUCCCUAUAGCAACAAAAAAUCAGAAGGACGCAUUGUGUAUGGUCUUCGUCCAGGGAGAUCGUAUCAAUUCAGUGUCAAAACUGUCAGUGGUGAUUCCUGGAAAACCUACAGCAAACCAGUUUCUGGAUCUGUGAGGACAAAGCCAGAUAAAAUACAAAAUCUUCACUGCCGCCCUCAAAAUUCAACGGCCAUUGCCUGUUCUUGGAUCCCCCCUGAUUCUGACUUCGAUGGGUACAGCAUUGAAUGCCGCAAAAUGGACACCCAAGAAAUCGAGUUUUCCAGAAAGCUGGAAAAAGAAAAAUCUUUGCUCAACAUCAUGAUGCUAGUGCCUCAUAAGAGGUACCUGGUAUCCAUCAAGGUGCAGUCAGCUGGUGUGACCAGCGAGGUGGUUGAAGACAGCACCAUCACAAUGAUAGAUCGCCCUCCUCCUCCACCCCCACAUAUUCGGGUGAAUGAAAAGGAUGUGCUAAUUAGCAAAUCUUCCAUCAACUUUACUGUCAACUGCAGCUGGUUCAGUGACACCAAUGGAGCUGUGAAAUACUUCACAGUGGUGGUGAGAGAGGCUGAUGGCAGUGAUGAGCUGAAGCCAGAACAACAGCACCCUCUCCCUUCCUACCUGGAAUAUAGGCACAAUGCCUCCAUUAGAGUGUAUCAGACCAAUUAUUUUGCCAGCAAAUGUACUGAAAGUCCUGACAGCAAUUCCAAGAGUUUUAACAUUAAGCUUGGAACGGAGAUGGACAGCCUAGGUGGAAAAUGUGAUCCCAAUCAGCAAAAAUUCUGUGACGGACCCCUGAAGCCACACACUUCCUACAGAAUCAGCAUUCGGGCAUUUACUCAAUUGUUUGAUGAGGACCUGAAAGAGUUCUCAAAACCUCUUUUUUCCGACACAUUUUUCUCUUUGCCUAUCACCACGGAGUCAGAGCCCUUGUUUGGAGUAAUCGAAGGUGUGAGUGCUGGCCUCUUUCUAAUUGGCAUGCUGGUGGCACUGGUUGCCUUUUUCAUCUGCAGGCAAAAAGUGAGCCACGGUAGAGAAAGGCCCUCUGCACGCUUGAGCAUUCGCAGGGAUCGACCACUGUCUGUCCACUUGAAUCUGGGCCAGAAAGGUAGCCGGAAAACUUCUUGUCCCAUAAAAGUAAAUCAGUUUGAAGGGCAUUUCAUGAAGCUUCAGGCUGACUCCAAUUACCUGCUAUCCAAGGAAUAUGAGGACUUAAAAGACGUGGGUCGAAACCAGUCUUGUGAUAUUGCACUCCUACCCGAGAAUAGAGGAAAAAAUCGAUACAACAAUAUAUUGCCAUAUGAUGCCUCACGAGUGAAGCUGUCUAAUGUAGAUGACGACCCUUGCUCUGACUACAUCAAUGCCAGCUACAUACCAGGCAACAACUUCAGAAGAGAAUAUAUUGCCACUCAGGGACCGCUUCCUGGCACCAAGGAUGACUUCUGGAAAAUGGCAUGGGAACAGAAUGUCCUCAAUAUUGUCAUGGUGACCCAGUGUGUUGAGAAGGGUCGAGUAAAGUGUGACCAUUACUGGCCAGCGGAUCAGGACUCCCUCUACUAUGGGGACCUCAUCCUGCAGAUGCUCUCAGAGUCUGUGCUGCCUGAGUGGACCAUCAGGGAGUUCAAGAUAUGCAGCGAGGAGCAGCUGGAUGUGCAGAGACUCAUUCGUCACUUUCACUAUACAGUGUGGCCAGACCAUGGAGUCCCUGAGACCACGCAGUCCCUGAUCCAGUUUGUGAGAACUGUCAGGGACUACAUCAACAGGACCCCUGGUGCCGGGCCCACAGUGGUGCACUGCAGUGCUGGUGUGGGUAGGACUGGAACCUUUAUUGCAUUGGAUCGAAUCCUUCAGCAAUUAGACUCUAAAGACACUGUGGACAUCUAUGGAGCAGUGCAUGACCUAAGACUUCACAGGGUUCACAUGGUCCAGACUGAGUGUCAGUACGUAUACCUACAUCAGUGUGUAAGAGAUGUCCUCAGAGCAAGGAAGCUACGGAGCGAACAAGAAAACCCCCUGUUUCCAAUCUACGAAAAUGUGAAUCCAGAGUAUCACAGAGAUGCAGUCUAUUCAAGGCGUUAAGACUAUGCCUGAAGAUCUUCUGGAUAAAAAUUUUUCACUGUGUGAUUUAUUUAAAAAAAAGCUUCCUUGAUGCCCUGCAGAGGUGCCAGCUAUUUCUGUUGAUAUUAUGUAUAAUUUAUUAAUCUGGAGAAUGUUAAAGAAUUUAUGUAAUUUAAAGGUAACAGAUAUUGUUGUACAUAGUUAUGUUUUGUAGUUUCUCCUGUAAAUAUGUAUUUUUUCAUAAUGUUUAAUAUUAAGCUUUAUAUAAUACUAUUUUUCCACUCUGAAGUGUUUAUGGCUUGUUCUACAUAAGCUAGUGCAAUCAGUAUGACAGGGCUACAGGUGAAUUGUUUAUGGAGAUGGCUGCAGAAACAAUCCCUGGGGCUGUUUCUUAUCUAUCUAAAUACUCACUGAUCAAGACACGGGGCCAGACCACAGAGAAUGUACAGUAUGACUAGUUCUGCUGUAUUUCUGUCCUAGGAAUCUUGAGAUUCAAAGAUGACCCAGAUGCUACUAGUAGAAAUACAGCUAAAACAGACAAAACAAAACAAAAUAAAGGACAAGAUUAGAAUUUGGGGUACCUUAGUGGCAAAUGUAUGCUUAUUAUAUACAGGCACUAGGUUCAAUACCCAGCAUACACACACACACACACACACACACACACACACACACACAAAUAAUAGUAAUAAUAAUAAAAGAAAGAAAAUUAGGAUUAGGAUUACACAGCACCCAAGAUAAGCCAGGUCACUGUACUUAAACUAGUUGCUCUCUCCCCUUUCUCCUGCCAGGAUAUCAAGCCAAAAUGGUCAUCUCACAGGCUGUGUAACUUGCAGGGCAAGCCCAGGCUACAGGGUGUGUCAGAAAAUGGGUAUUUCCCUCUUCAAGGUAUACUUAUGAGACCCUACCAAAGAAAAAUUUGAAAAGCAUCUGGAAUCCUUGUAACUACCUGAGAGAAUAAACUAGAGAUGCUUGGCUUUAACUAGUAGUUACAUUUAUUGAUCCUACAGCUUUAUUUGUAGAAAGAAUAUAUUUUUCUUCAAAGUAUAUAUUUUUCCUUCCUAUCAUAAAGUCCCAUAAGUAACAAAAUGCAGGUAUUUGGUGCAAUAAUUUAAAAAUAAUAUAAGUAACAAUUUCCGAUGAUUUCACAUCCAGUCUAGAAGACUUCUUGGUGUUAUUUGAAGCUCGUAAAAAAAGGACACUUCAUAAGGAUACUUUGACAAGUAAUAAAAGGAUUUAAAAUUCUUACUGCUUUUCAUUCUCCAUUCCGCCUUUGUGAGGUGUCAGUGUAGGUUCUGACUCUGAAUCUUGACAACUAAGUUUGUAUCUAGAAAUGAAAAGGUACAACAGAGCUUUCAGUGUGGCAGAUACAGCACCAGAAAAAAUUAAGGGUCAAAGGUUCUUGAGCUGUGCUAUUAGGGAUCAUUUUUCCUACACUUAAAAAGAAAGCAAGAGAAAAACAAAACAAUCAAAACUAACAUUGCUUGGUGUAAAGCUCAUGGACACCUGGCAAGAUAAAAUUCAUUUUCGAUUUUAACUCACCCAGAAACCCUACCUACAAUCUGUGAAACUUUGCUCCAGAACUCACGUGCUUCUAUCCACAUCAAGCAGAUGUAUCAUAAUAACAAAGUUAGGUUUUUGUUACUAUUUUCAAUGCAACUUAAAAGUGAGCCCAGCUGAGGGCUUGAAAUAACCAAACCAGUGUAGAACAGCGGUCACCUUCCACAGGCUGCUCCCUGGCCAAGGCUGAGGCGGCUCCAGCUGUAAACCAUUAGAUUCAGAAGAAAAAGCAAUAAAUUACACAAACCAGGAAUAACAACUAUUAAAACAUACAUAUCUAUACCAGUGAAUAACAUGCAUACACUCUCGUAACGUCUAAGUUGAAGUCAGAAUUACAGAAAUGAAUACGACAGAGGAUAAUUUUACAUUCUUUUAGUCAAACUCAAGAAAUAUUGAUUCCUACUCCAUGGCUAAUUUUAAAUCUCCUUAGCAACAAAUAUUACACUAUCCUUCUUGUUCCCAGGAAGACUAAACACAUAACCUAGUUGAUCUAUUUAUUAAAUUUAGGAGAUAAAAAAGGUCUCCUUGACAUUCCACUGAAUUGGAUAUAUUUCCAUUUAAUUGCAUCAUGUGGCUGGGUCUUGGUAAACACUCUAUUUCCUGUUGUGGUGGGCAUCCUGUCUGUGCACCUGUGUGGUACACUUUAAUCAUCAAGGCUUCAAAGUGCUUUUAUGCUGUCACAUCUUGGGAGAGUUCUAUCUUGCAUCUCAAUAAUUAUUUAUCCAAGUGCCUUAUCAUUAACUCCUUUAAUCUCCUCUUAUUAAAGCAAUUUUGCAUUAUGAUUCUGUUGUUCUCUGGAAAGCAGCCAAUUUUUUGCCUCUUGAAUUGGGCUUUUCAAAGAUUCACAUCCCUGUCUAGGCUUGCACAUAUUUGUCCUAAGUAAUUUCCCAUCCCUUAGCAUCUCUAAUGCUUACUGGUUCACUGUUUACACCCUCCCUGUUGAGUAUGUCUGCCUUGCCAGUUGAAUGUGAUUAUAUCUCUUGGUUGUCUUAUCUCCAUUAGUAUAAUUUCAUAGACUCCACCCUACAGAAGAGAUGAGCAUAAUUUCAUUUUAAAAUACUAUAAUAGCCAACACAUACAAUCUGAGAUCAUUUUACUUGGAAUAAUCUUUAAUUAAUUUUGUUAUUAGCUCUUGAAAAAAAGCCCCAAAUUACAUGAAAAAAUAAUGUGAAGCUAUUUAGCAGAUGUCCAGCAAUACAAAAAUAGAGAACACAUGUUACACUUCACACUCUGAUUUUCUAGCUUUGGUGUCUAAGGAUCCAGUUUCUCAUAUUAAACAUUCCCUUUAUUCUUUGCUGUAAAAUUAUCUCCUGUAUAAUUCUCAUUUAGUUAGCUUUCUGGGAAUUCUUUGAGGUUGGAAUCUUGAAAUCCUAAAGCUACAAGAUCUGUCUGAUAGUAUCAGAGCCCCAGCCCGGAGAUUUUAGCCUGCACACAUGGACCAGACCCAACCUAAGCAAGAAACAAUGAAUAGGUAGCAAAGUAUUUGUUUAGCAGUGCAGGGGCUUUUCAGGUUUCAUUUCACUGAAAAAAUGAAAGUACUCAAUCAACCAAGACAAAGUGGCAAGAAGGAAUGAGCAAUCCUCCUCUGAGUGGCUGGGAACAAGCUCUCAGGCCUACUGAAGAAUCAAAGUAUAAUAUGCCAUAUUUUUCCAAAUGCCCUCUUAAUUUUCUGAGGAUCUUUGGUCUAAGAUUUAGAAUCACAUCAGGUAUUCAAAGAAUGUUUCAUAUCAAAAGAAACUCUGUAAAUCAUGACUGCAGAAGGCAAUGAUACAAAAAAGGGAAAACAUUUGAAAAAAACAAUUGAACCAGAUGUCAGGAAGAUAAAAAUGUCAUUUUACUGUGUGGCUGGACUGUUCUUUACAAACUCUUAUCAUAUAUAUCUGUUAGCAUAUACAGGUUGAACAUUCCUAAUCCAAAAAUCUGAAAUUUGAAAUGCCCCAAAAACUAAGGUUUCUAAGGACUCAACAUGACAACAUAGCAGAAAAUUCUACAACUGACCUUCUGUGACAUAUCAUAGUCAAAAUGCAGGUGCAUUCAAAAUGCUGCAUAAAAUUAUCAUCAACUUUUUGUAUAAGGUAGACAUGAAACAUAAAUAAAUUUCAUGUUUGGGCUUGGGUUCUAUUCCAAAGAAUAUCUAUAUCUGUAUCCAUAUCUAUAUCUAUCUACAUGAAUUCUCCAAAUUCCAAAAAUGUACAAAACAUAAAAUACUUAUAGUCUCAAGUAUUUCAGAUAAGGAAUAUUAAACCUUUAUCACAUUUUUAGGUAUUUACUUUGAUUAUAUUGGACUAAUGAUUUUGCCAAUUAAGCAAUUGAGUUGAUUCAUCCAGUUUUAUCAAUUGACCAGGUGUUUGACUAAGUGUACAGGGUUUGGCAUUUUAGACAUACUACCUUAGAUUCCUAUAGUGCAUGAUGACCUUGAAAAUAUUUGGCCAUUUGAGUUAAAAUGCAAGGUAACAUUUGAUGCAGCAAAAUCCUCACUGUUAUGAUAACAGCAAAAAUCUGUUCUGUUCUAAAAAUGUUUCUAGCAAUGAAAAUAUUUCUGGCUUAAAGAAUACUCGACUUGUAGGAAGGCUCCUUUAGAAUAAAUGCAUGUAUUUUAUUUAUAUAAAGCGUGUCUAUAUAGAUGCAUUUAUUAAAUAAUAAAAUUGUUGGUUAAUGCUCCUAAAGUAGAAGUUUAUAUAAUAGAAGUAAAAGACAUUAAAAGAUUUACCAAAAAUUAUUUUUAUAACUUAUAUGCCAAUGCACAUGAUGUUAUAUAAGACACCAAAAUAAGUUAUUCAGAACUGAAUAUGUCAGACAAAUGCAAUGUGUCCCUUCAAGAAUAGUCACAAGAUGAGUUAGUUAUGGCUGUUUUCUGCCUCAAAUAAUUUCUUUCAAGAAAUAUCGCCCUCACCCUAACAGUAAGUUUUCAGUUAUGAUUGAGAUACUGUGCUUCAGUUGCUGUGUGUAAAUAAACAACCCACCAAGAAAGGAACACAUGCAAUGGUAGCUUUAGGAAUCUAGCAGAGUUCAACUGCAUUCAUUUACAAGUUAGUGGGAGGGUCUGUGUUGGUGUCCAUGGAAAGUCCCAGUCUCACCCACGCUGCCAGGAGUCUGGACCAAUGUGCUCACCUGAACAGUACUUGAUCUCUCAUCUUCCAUGUGACACUGACCAGAUUUAUAAAUUCUUCAAAGACAGAGAUCAAGUCUUUAAUCUGUUCUCUACUACUACCUUAUAGAAAAUAAUUCAUGGUUCAAAGGCAUUCCACAUAAACUUUCCAUUGGAAGUUGCUCCUAACCUGAUACUUUGGAUGUUAGUGUCAGUGGCCUAAUUCUAAUGUCUAUGGAAGUUCAUCAGGCUCUGCCCUUUGAUCUGUAUGAAGCAUAAGUAUAUAAUGUAAAUAAAUCUAGCAACUGAGUUUAUUAUGUUCUAUAAUAGAGCACUUUUAUAUUUUUAAAAGCAUUUGUUUUUUCUUGGCAUAUCUAAUUAAAAUGGCAGUAAUUGAUUCCAUUUUUUGCAUACUAUAGCAUCUAGCCACAAUACUGUGUUUUUAACCAACCCCAUUUGAGCAAAGAACUUCACUAGUCUAUUUAAAUUAUGUAUUUGCUUAAUAUAUUUUCAUACUUGUAACUGUGAUAAAAGUCUAUAUAGUAUAUUGCAUACAUUCUCACCAGUAUAAAAAUAAAACUGCUGUUUAUUGAAGAA
Cavia porcellus (domestic guinea pig) is the source of this 11922-nucleotide messenger RNA. RefSeq names its product protein tyrosine phosphatase receptor type B (gene Ptprb). Gene Ontology annotation, biological process: peptidyl-tyrosine dephosphorylation involved in inactivation of protein kinase activity; angiogenesis. Gene Ontology annotation, molecular function: cadherin binding; protein tyrosine phosphatase activity. Lineage: Eukaryota; Metazoa; Chordata; Mammalia; Rodentia; Caviidae. The transcript has 34 exons. Gene Ontology annotation, cellular component: signaling receptor complex. The record is from RefSeq and is a predicted model, not a curated record. The coding region runs from base 54 to 6701 and encodes 2215 amino acids.